Oncorhynchus gorbuscha (pink salmon) is the source of this 1530-nucleotide messenger RNA. It is a transcript of the gene eif4e2, whose product is annotated as eukaryotic translation initiation factor 4E family member 2. NCBI's taxonomy places the organism in Eukaryota, Metazoa, Chordata, Actinopteri, Salmoniformes, Salmonidae. Gene Ontology annotation, biological process: translational initiation. Gene Ontology annotation, cellular component: eukaryotic translation initiation factor 4F complex; cytoplasm. The record is from RefSeq and is a predicted model, not a curated record. Gene Ontology annotation, molecular function: RNA 7-methylguanosine cap binding; translation initiation factor activity.
GAGGACAUCAUCUCCAUCUGGAACAAGACAGCCAGUGACCAGGCCACCAUUACCCGGAUCAGAGACACUCUACGUAGGGUCCUCAACCUACCACCCAACACCAUUAUGGAGUACAAGACACACACCGACAGCAUCAAGGCCUGGGAGGACUUCCAUGGUCUGGUGAACGCUGUUGGUGGUCGCUAGCCUCUAAAGCUGUGAGUUUCUGCAAAAGGAUUUGUGUGUAGUGUCUUUUGGAUGAAAUCCGGAGGAGUAAUACCUUUAAGGAUCAGUACUGUUUUACAUGGCGACAGCGAGGGAGAGAUAGGGAGAUAAAGAGAGGGGGGACAGUGGCCUUCCUUUCUAUGGCUCAUGGAAUCUACUGUACGGAACACGGAACCAAGCUGUCGGUUGGUUGGAGCUUUUUUAUCUGCCUGUCAGUCAGAGAUGAAUGAAACCUCAGUGGAUGUAUUUUUUUCAAGUGACACUGUCCCUGAUCUGCCAACAGAGGGAGACUGUGCGACAAGCAUUUGGUGAUUUGGCCAAUGACUGUUGACGGAAUCUUCUUCUAACAGAAUAUUAAACCAAACCCUUCCCAUAAAUAGGUAUAGGCAGUAUAUUCAUCAUUGUGUAGCACAAUCACAGUUCCCUCUGGUAGAGUUUUAAAUGUACAGCAGAGAAAAUGUAUCUGUUUUCUUUUAAACUCUGAAACUAAAACAGGGUUGCAGGUGGAAGUUAUUUUAUCAUAGUGCAGUAUUUUAACUACAAUGCCUCUAGUCAUUUAAACUAGAAAUAUUAUGGCGUACAAAAAUAUAUUUCUAGAAAAAGCUAUGUCCUUUUGAGAAAAUCUAUUUACUUAACGAGAAUCGAGAACUUGAUUCUUUACCUUUGACCAGAAAGUUUUCAACCCAAAGGAUGGGGACCAUCCUAAAGGGGGACCGUGGGUAACGUGAACCGGCCUCUUUAGAAUGGACUGCCUAGCUGCCUAUAUCACUGUGCCUGGCCUCGAGACGGACCCAACCCAGAUGAAACAUUCUAAAUGCCUUUCAAGAUCCCACAGUGAAGAUGGACAUAACGAUACAACUCUAACAACAAUGUAACAAUGUUAUCUGUGACAACAUAAUCUCUCCAGUGUGGAAUGGUGGUAGCCUGGGUGUCAGUCUGUUUCUGCUCUCUUGCCAACUCCUCAUGCAAAACAGUUUGGCUUGACAAUGAUCAUGGAGUUAGUCAAAAUCACCAACAGAUCUGGGACCAGGCUAGAAUGGUGGCCCUGUUGUGAUAUUUUCCCCGGGGUAGAAGGAGUCCCUGAACACUGACCUGGAAUCAGCUCAUCUGACCCCCCCUCACCAUUUAGUGCUACAAAACAGAAACUGGUCCCAGGCCAGAGCUUGGGGCUCCUUCUAUCGUAUCCCCCCUGAUGAAAUACUGCCCAGGAUUGGGUGGGUGGUGCUGGAAAAAGGGUGUCUUGUCAAAACGAGGAAAGUACUGUCUGAUGGAUAUACACACCUGAUGGAUUAUAGCAAUAAAUGUUGAUUAUGCAUCUGCUGCUAA